GGAGGCGCCAGACGCCUGGAGCCCACGAACUGACAGGAGAUGGCCUCCCUGCCGGGGCCUUCCGGCACGGAGUCAGCGGGAGCCAUGGGCCGGGCUGACGAGGCCAGAGGGCAGGCUGAGUCCUCACAGAAAAUUGAAGACUUGAUGGAAAUGGUGAAGAAGUUACAGAAAGCGGGAAGCCUAGAGCCCAGGGUUGAGGUCCUGAUUAACCGGAUUAAUGAGGUUCAGCAAGCAAAAAAGAAAGCCAGUGAGGAGCUGGGGGAGGCCCGGACUGUCUGGGAGGCCCUGCAGAAGGAACUGGACUCAUUGAAUGGAGAGAAAGUGCACCUGAAAGAGAUCUUGAGCAAAAAGCAAGCUGUCCACAGGACCCCACGUGAUCCGGCCCAUUUACCUCUGCGCAAGCCUUGCGCCUUGAUGGGCUCUGUGGCACCCUCACUUCCUCCCCCUGCAGAGACCCUGAGGACCCUCCGGCUCCACUGCCAGGAGAAGGAAGCUGAGGCACAGAGGAAGCAGACCAUGCUGCAGGAGUGCAAAGAUCGAAUUUCUGCCCUGAACUCUCAGAUUGAGGAAGAAAAGAACAAACAGAGGCAGCUGAGGUUGGAUUUUGAGGAACAACUGGAGGAUCUGAUGGGCCAGCACAAGGACCUCUGGGAGUUCCAUAAGCCAGAGCGGCUGGCCCUGGAGAUUGGUGCCUUAGACAGCAGCAAGGAGCAGUUGCUCAAGGAAGAGAAGCUGGUGGAGGCAAAGCUGGAGGAUGUGAAGCAUCGUCUGUGCUCCCAGUUUGGAGCCACCGGCUGCUCCGCAAUCACUGAGGGACUCUUCCUCCGCAGUCAGGAGGCAGCCACUGUGGUGCAUCUGUUUGAGGAGGAGAACAGGAAAGCACAGGAGCUCCUGGAGGCUGCUGCCCAGCGCCAGGAGCAGCUGCAACAGAAGUGCCAGCAGCUGCAGCAGAAGAGGCAGAGGCUGAAGGAGGAGCUGGAAAAACUUGAGGUGCAGGUCCCUGCUCAAGGCCAGAGCAAGCAAGAGGAAGGGACUGGCCCAGGAGAAGCUGCCAAUCCCAAGCCCCUUGGAGUCAGUGAGGAGAAGGACCCAGAACUGCCAACCAAGCAGGGCCUGAUGCCCUCCUAGGCAAGGAGGACCCACCUUGCACUGGUCUUACACCCUGGGCUCCAGGAAAUAAAGGCAUUAUUUCAGUA
Molecule: messenger RNA, 1196 nt
Organism: Vicugna pacos (alpaca)
Lineage: Eukaryota; Metazoa; Chordata; Mammalia; Artiodactyla; Camelidae
Source: RefSeq, a predicted model, not a curated record